GCAUACAUCCCAGCAACGAGGGAGGGUACAUGUAAAAAUAUAUAUAUAUUACAGCACACGGACCAAUCGGUGCGUAAUGAUGCCGAGCAUGGCGAGGUGUGAUUUCAAUUUCAAAUGGUCCCUGUUCACCGGCGGCUGAGAGGAGCCACCCAUCCUAGCCAGAGCGCACGACUUACAUCCACACACACACGCACACCCUCAUCACACAGGCAGAUUCACAGCAGGCGCGCACACACUCACGCACGCAGACUCACAUCAGACGCACACACACUCACGCACAAAGACUCACAUCAGACGCACACACACUCACGCAGGGAGACUCACAUUAGACGCACACACACGCACGCACGAAGACUGACAUCAGACGCGCACACACGCACGAAAGACAGCAGGCGCGCACACACACGCACGCACGAAGACUCACAUCAGACGCACACACACGCACGCACGAAGACUCACAUCAGACGCGCACACACGCACGAAAGACAGCAGGCGCGCACACACGCACGCAGACUCACAUCAGACGCGCGCACACGCACGAAAAACAGCAGACGCGCACACACGCACGAAAGAGAGCACACGCACACACACUCACGCACGCAGACUCACAUCAGACGCACGCAGACACCAGCGGGGGUUGGCGGCAGGGGGCUGGUGGUCCUCUUCAUCCGCCAGGCAGACACCGCGCGCGUCGCGUGCUCACUGCACGAGUCGGAGCCUCCAUCCACUCGCUCCCAUCCACCAUCACAAACGCGCUUGCUCGGCUUUCUGCCGUAGUUUUAUUGUCUUUGUUGUGAUGUUUAUAGCAUUAGAAAUAUAGCAUUUCUCAUUCUCGUCUUUUUAUUUUUUUUAUUUUUUCCCCCUCCCGUCUGCAACGUAAUAAAAAAAGAGUACACAAACAACCCGGGUGAAAUAGAGGAACCGAACAUGAGAUUGGCGACACUGGCACAGUGUGUCGCGGAAUAAGAUAACCUAGCCUGCAGUAGUAGUGUCCGUGGUAUAUAGAUCGUGCAGGGUCUACGGUAGCGAUAUCGCGUGGAGGACGAGGUAGGGGCGUUGAGAUAUAAACAGACAGGCAGGUAGGUAGGCAGGUGGGUGGGUAGGUAGGCAGGUGGGUGGGUAGGUAGGUAGGCAGGUGAGUGGGUAGGUAGGCAGGUGGGUGGGUAGGUAGGCAGGUGGGUAGGUAGGCAGGCAGACACAGAAAUAGGUGGCAAUGCGCGUGGACGAGAAGGCAGAGGGGCCCGACUGCGACUUGGCCCCGCUGUGAUCUGGCAUCUGGGAUGCGGAUGAGUCGUCAUGCGGGGCUCAGCCUGUGCCUCCCGGCUGCGCGCCCUGCUGCCCGCAGCGCUCUGCUGCCUGGCAGCGCUCGCCGGCGAGAGGUCGUGGGGUCUCCCCGCCGGACUUGGCUCCCAGGGGCCCAACGGGUCGGCUCCCUGCACUGCGUCGGCCAGCAAUGGCACCGGCAGCAGCAGCAGAAGCAGCGCUGCGCAGAACUGCACGGAUGUCACUGCACCAGUGAGCAAUGUCGGAGCAUCUGUGUGUGAUGACAGCACGUGUAAGCAUGGUGGUAUGUGCACCGCCAACCUGCUGGGGAACAUCACAUGCACAUGUGAAUUCCAGUGUUUCCCAGAUGUUGUGCCAGUGUGUGGCUCCGACGGGCUAAGCUACCAGAACGAGUGCCACCUGCGCCAGACCGCGUGUCGCUUGCAGCGCAUCAUCACUCAAGUUGCGCCCGGACCCUGUUACACCGAACUCGGCUCAGGAUCAAGUAAUGGAGCCGACUAUGAGGGGUCCGGGUCGGAACAUUACAGAAAGUCGACCAAAUGUGGGAUUUGCCUGUACGGAUCUGAAUGCGAUGAGGAUGCUGAGGAUAUUGGCAGGUGCGUGUGCAACAUAGACUGCACGGGACACAACUCCAACCCCGUGUGCGCGUCAGACGGGGUGUCGUAUGAGAACCCCUGCCUGGUGAAGGAGGCGUCCUGCAUGAAGCAACAGCUCAUUGAGGUCCGCUUCCUGGGGAAGUGCAAUCCAGCAGACAGCACCCGUGACCAAGAAGAGCCAGUGGUGAGGGACCACGGGGAGCUUUGCCCUGAGAGCCUCCAGAACUAUUGUCGCAACGGACAAUGCCAUUAUUCGCACACGCAACGCCAUGCCUCCUGCAUCUGCGACCCAGGCUUUCUGGGCCAGCAGUGUGAGAGCGAGGAGAGCAGCAUGCUGUACGUGAUCCCUGACGGAGACAACCUCCGCUACGUGCUCAUCGCCUCGGUGGUGGGCGCCGUGCAGAUCACCAUCACGUUCGCGCUCGUCGUCUGCGUGGCCAGGAGAUGCCCGAAAAACAGAAGACGGCGGUAAAAGUGAAUUGUACGCUUUCUUCAAAAAGAACAACAGAAACUUCAAAGUGUGAAACACUCCAAUGGCUCACUUCCCAUGCCACCAGUAAACCUGCCCAUGGCAUUGAUUGGGAAUAGCCACUUUGGGAUCACUAAUACAAAUGUGAUGUGCUGGUGGGGCUUGAGAGAAUUUUUAAGAAAUCAAGUUUGCAAGGAAAAGUUUUUUUUUAAGCAUUCACCGCAAGGCUCUCACAUGUCUCCCCAUAUCCCAUGAUGCUCCUGCAUCCCCGUGGCCCCAUGUUGAACAUCUGAACGCUGUGCCAUCUGAGUAAGUGAGUACGUGCGAGGUGCCUGUCCCCACCAUGGCCCUGUGAUGAGGACUAACUUGAGAGCCAGGGCUGCACGUCGGUUCAUGCGGCUCGCUUCAUGUGCCACUAUUCAUUGUAAAUAAACAGGUGAGGCGUAUGUUACAUCGCCUUACUUGUUUAUCGAUGAAUUAUUAUUACCUACAAUCUGCCAAGGCAGUACAUAUUUAUAUUGUUCGAUGUCAUUUAUUUCUGUGGUGAGUUAAUAUAUUGUCCACUUUUCUAUUUAUUUUCUUUUGCCAACUUUCAUUUUGCAUAACGAGUCGACAAAAUAAAUUUUAACGUGUAAGAAAAGGUUGGGUUAUUCUUAAAUGGCUACUUUGCCAAUUGCUUUUGUUUAUAUAAACCCAUGUACAGUAAUUACCAAUAGUGUGCAGAAUCAUUCCCCUCUGGUAAUGCGUUUGGAUAAGCCCUCUGCUAGUUUGGAAAGCUGUCGUUGUUGUACGUACUGAUCUGUGUGUUCAAUAAGAAGUGUAAAAACAACUAUAAUGGGCAAACCCAAUGUUAAAUUACCCAGCAAGGCCCAGUGGCAUGCACACAAUCCAUAGAAGGGUGGUGGGGGGGAUGGAGGACAAAGAGGUUAAAGAAUUCCUACAAGGUUGCUAAGCAAAUCGUUAAUUUGCAUACAGCAUGACUGCUACGACCCAGAUGUGCCAUCCUGAACGAUCCACAGAUUACAUACACGGAGCUCGGCUCAUAAACCAGAUUAUUGCUCCUGCAGGUACCCCCUGGAGCAGGAUUUUGUGCAGGCCACUCAUGAGGUCACUUCAAAAUAGAUCGUGUAGAAUUCCUUUCUGAAAUUUGCUUCAAGCAUCUGUUUUUUGUGUGACCUGCUUGAAAUUGCAAAAAACAUGUAAAUAAAAUGAGUUUUGUGUUGUUA
Molecule: messenger RNA, 3575 nt
Organism: Lethenteron reissneri (Far Eastern brook lamprey)
Lineage: Eukaryota; Metazoa; Chordata; Hyperoartia; Petromyzontiformes; Petromyzontidae
Product: tomoregulin-1-like
Cellular component (GO): plasma membrane
Molecular function (GO): protein binding; metal ion binding
Source: RefSeq, a predicted model, not a curated record